This is a messenger RNA of Saprolegnia diclina VS20, 2738 nucleotides long. RefSeq lists its product as hypothetical. The coding region runs from base 61 to 2682 and encodes 873 amino acids. The record is from RefSeq and is a predicted model, not a curated record. The transcript has a single exon. Lineage: Eukaryota; Oomycota; Saprolegniomycetes; Saprolegniales; Saprolegniaceae.
GCUGCAUACAGUGUAUCGGAAUGUUUGUAUGGUGCUCGCUUCAUUUUAUUUGGCGUGCGCAUGGGUCGCCAUGGCGUGACGAGGCCCGAGGUCGUGGUUCUCGCCGCCCUUGCCGCCGUGAGCCUCUACGUCUAUGGCCUGGCCCAUGGCUUGACGCUUCUGCCAGCACUGCUCUCUCUGGGCGUCUUGUUCCGAGGCGGCCGCGCGGCGAUACCGCCACCGCCGCCGCCACGCCGGCACAGCCCCGCACCAAGCGACACGACGUCUUCAAGCGACGUGGACAACGAGGACGACGACAAUGUGGAUGCGAUGCCACCAAGCGCGAGCGACGCCAUGGACCGCCGGCGGUCGUCGGCCGCGGACGCCGACUGCUUGCACAUGCUACGUGUGACGGACGAGGUCGGCUCGGGCAGCGACGUGCACAUCGGCAUGAACUCGACGGCGCCUGUGCCAUUCGAGAACGAUCUCUUUGUGGGCCACGUGUACUUUCUCGUCAAGACGGACCCGCCGAAUGCGACGUGGCACCACCUCUUUGACAAGCGCAAGCGCAUGUUCUGGAUCCAAGUGCAAGGUCGCUUCAAGCGGCAGCCGCGCGGCGUCGUGUACCUCGGUGGCGAGCUCCCGGACCGCAUCUCGCUCGGCUUCUUUACGCGCAGCCUCGCGAGCGUCAUCAUGAGCAUCAUCCAGACGCUCGUCAAGGCCGUGCACUACGCGUUUGGCGACGCAAAUGAGCUGCCGCACUGCGUUUUUCCGCUCUAUCAAUCGGUCGACGAGAUGGUCAUCACACCGCCUGGCGAGACGCCGCCUGUCCUCGGCCAAGAAGCCUUUGGCGAGUCCAAAGCCGAGCAUCUCGGUCGCAUGAAGACGCCGUGUGGCACCGAAGUCUACGACCUCGACGCCAUUUACACGUUCCACUUCCACACCAUGUAUGUCGACUUGACGCAGUGGACCAUCAUCAACCUCCCGGGCAUGAAGGACGUGGCGCUAACCACGUUCUUCGAGGGCCACCCGCUGCGCCUUGUGUGCUACGACGUCGUCGCGGCCAAAAAUCGCCACGAUAAGCACGCCAAAGACUAUGUAUUCUGCUUCUCGGUUGCCUACACGACGCCGGACGUGCGUCGACACAGCCGCGCGACGCUCCUGCCGUCGGCCACCGCCGUCGACAACAGCGACGACGAGCCACUUCUCGUGGAGCCACCGCCCGCGACCGCGACGGCCAUUGUCGGCGUGCCGUACUGGCUCGAGAUGGUCGAUUUUGCCUUGCGAAAACGCUGUGUCGUGUACCUCGUGGCGGUGGCCGAGACGCUCGCCCUGCAGACAGUGCACUCGGCGGCGUGGCGGCCGUCGGCGCCGACGCCCUUGCAUGUCCGAUCUCGCCUGGGCCGGUACACGGCGAUCGAGCACCAGCGACGCGCCUUGGAUGACGCCGCUGCGUCGUCGACGGUCGUCGCGGCACAACCGUUGCUCUGGCCACCGUCCUCGGCGACGCGGCUCGGCGUCCGCAUCCGCAACCAACACCGGCAGCACAUGGUCUUCCAGCAAGAAACGUUCCGCGCGAUUUCCAGCACGUUUCUGCGCCAGGAAUUCGUCGUGCUUACGCAAGACGGGCUGCACUUGUACCGCUCGCAGUCCAAAUCGCCCGUGCGCAGCAUCCCCAUCAACGUCGUGGUUGGCGCCACCGCAUGUACGUGGUGCCCCGGCCUCGACCACACGUUUGUGGUCCAAACGCUGUAUGAAACACUGUAUUUUGCAGUCCCGAGUGCCCACGCGGUCGCCGAGUGCCUCAAGCAUCUGCACGUGCACAAGCCGCCGACGCCGCCGCCACUGUGCCUCGACGACCUCCAAGCCAUGUGGGCCAUCCACACCACGUACGCCCAGCCCGACGGCUCGACGCGCUCCGUGCUCAACGCCCGAGCGCUCUUUCCAAGCUGCGAGCCCGACCCGACGAGCGCCAUCGAGCGCGUCCUCGAGGCCGCGAUCAAGCUCAACAUGCUCCUUGACGAUAGCAUCGUUGUCCGCAAGGACGCGGCGACGCUCGCCGACAAGGUGUCCGACUUUUUGGACGCCGCGUGCGCGCUGCGCAGCGUCGAGCUGCGUCGCUUGGAGCGGUACGAGGACCGGCUGUGCUUUUAUCUCAACGUCUACCAAGCACUUCUGUGGCACGCCAAGGUCGCGUUCGGACCGCCCAAGCAGUGGCUGCCGUUCAGUCGACGUGUGUGCUACGCGAUCGGGCCGCUCGAGCUGUCGCUGGCCGACAUGGAGCACGCAAUUCUGCGCGCAAAGUUGCCGCCGUCCGUCUUGGCGCCGCCGUGGCACAAGACGAUUGCAGCGAGCAUGCGCGCCCUCCAAGCGUCGUACGGCGUCCAGCACCCGGACUUUCGCAUCUCGUUUGUGCUGCACGUGCUCGAGCCGCUGGUCACGUUCUUUGACGGCGACUAUGUGCACGAGCAGCUCAACGCGGCCAUGGGACGCUACCUCCAGGACGCGAUUCGCGUCGAUGACGAGACGCGCGUCAUCACAUUGCCCAAGAUCUGCGAGUGGCACAAGGUGGAUUUCGGCGCCGCCAACAAGGACGGAGUGCACUGCGCGCGGCGGCUACUCGGGUUCCUCGACGGUGAUCUCCACAGUCGCCUGCGCCGCCUCGUCGAGGCUGACCCGCCACCGCACAUCAAGUAUGCAUAACGUUCGCAGAGCGCAGUGACCAUAAAGCUAGUUUAGUGCAAAGGUCUCGUACACCA